Nothoprocta perdicaria is the source of this 4656-nucleotide messenger RNA. RefSeq names its product collagen type I alpha 1 chain (gene COL1A1). The record is from RefSeq and is a predicted model, not a curated record. Lineage: Eukaryota; Metazoa; Chordata; Aves; Tinamiformes; Tinamidae. Gene Ontology annotation, molecular function: protein binding; extracellular matrix structural constituent. The coding region runs from base 106 to 4467 and encodes 1453 amino acids. The transcript is spliced from 51 exons.
GUUGCUGCUGGGGUCCGGCUUGGAGCUACACAGUCAAGAGCAGCCCUGUAUGACCCGACUCUGAAACAAAGAGGCCCAAAGAGUCUACAUGUCUAAUAUUUAGACAUGUUCAGCUUUGUGGAUUCUCGGUUACUGCUGUUGAUAGCAGCGACUGUGCUACUCACCCGCGGGCAAGGAGAAGAAGACAUCCAAACCGGGAGCUGCGUACAGGAUGGACUAAUGUACAAUGACAAGGACGUGUGGAAACCCGAGCCCUGCCAGAUCUGCGUGUGCGACAGCGGCAACAUCCUGUGCGACGAGGUGAUCUGCGAGGACACCUCCGACUGCCCCAACGCCGAGAUCCCCUUCGGAGAAUGCUGCCCCAUCUGCCCCGAAAGCCACGCCUCCCCUUCCUACCCGGACACCGCGGGAGUAGAGGGUCCUAAGGGAGACACCGGCCCCAGAGGAGACAGGGGACUCCCCGGCCCCCCUGGCAGAGAUGGCAUCCCCGGACAGCCCGGCCUCCCGGGACCCCCCGGCCCUCCUGGCCCCCCCGGCCUCGGCGGGAACUUCGCUCCUCAAAUGUCCUACGGAUACGACGAGAAAGCCGGCGGCAUGCCYGUGCCCGGACCCAUGGGUCCAGCUGGUCCCCGCGGUCUCCCCGGCCCUCCUGGCGCUCCCGGCCCUCAAGGUUUCCAAGGUCCCCCUGGUGAGCCUGGAGAGCCUGGUGCUUCUGGUCCCAUGGGUCCCCGUGGUCCAGCUGGCCCCCCUGGCAAGAAUGGAGAUGAUGGUGAAGCUGGAAAGCCCGGCCGUCCCGGUGAGCGCGGACCUCCUGGACCCCAGGGUGCACGUGGUCUCCCCGGAACUGCUGGCCUGCCAGGCAUGAAGGGUCACAGAGGUUUCAGUGGUCUGGAUGGUGCCAAGGGCGAACCUGGUCCAGCUGGCCCCAAGGGUGAGCCUGGUAGCCCUGGUGAGAACGGCGCUCCCGGACAAAUGGGUCCUCGUGGUCUUCCCGGUGAGAGAGGCCGCCCUGGUCCCUCUGGCCCUGCUGGUGCUCGCGGUAACGACGGUGCCACCGGCGCUGCUGGUCCCCCGGGUCCAACUGGCCCAGCUGGUCCCCCUGGCUUCCCCGGUGCUGCUGGUGCGAAGGGUGAAACUGGUCCCCAGGGCGCUCGGGGUAGCGAAGGCCCUCAAGGUGCACGUGGUGAGCCUGGUCCUCCUGGCCCUGCUGGUGCUGCUGGUCCUGCUGGCAACCCUGGUGCUGAUGGUCAACCUGGUGCCAAAGGCGCAACUGGUGCUCCUGGCAUUGCUGGUGCUCCUGGCUUCCCCGGUGCUCGUGGUCCCUCUGGACCUCAGGGUCCCAGCGGUGCCCCUGGUCCCAAGGGUAACAGCGGUGAACCYGGUGCUCCAGGCAACAAAGGAGACACUGGUGCAAAAGGCGAGCCCGGCCCUGCUGGUGUCCAAGGUCCCCCUGGUCCAGCUGGUGAAGAAGGCAAGAGAGGAGCCCGUGGUGAGCCCGGCCCCGCUGGGCUGCCCGGCCCCGCUGGUGAACGUGGUGCUCCUGGCAGCCGUGGCUUCCCUGGUGCUGAUGGCAUCGCUGGUCCCAAGGGUCCCCCUGGUGAGCGCGGCUCCCCCGGCGCCGUUGGUCCCAAAGGAUCUCCCGGUGAAGCUGGACGCCCUGGGGAACCUGGUCUCCCUGGUGCCAAGGGUCUGACUGGAAGCCCUGGAAGCCCCGGUCCUGAUGGCAAGACCGGUCCCCCUGGCCCCGCUGGUCAAGACGGCCGCCCCGGACCCCCAGGCCCACCCGGAGCCAGAGGCCAAGCUGGUGUCAUGGGUUUCCCUGGACCCAAGGGCGCUGCAGGUGAACCCGGCAAACCUGGUGAGAGAGGAGCUCCCGGUCCCCCUGGUGCUGUUGGUGCUGCUGGCAAAGAUGGUGAAGCUGGUGCCCAAGGUCCCCCCGGCCCUACCGGUCCCGCUGGAGAAAGGGGUGAACAAGGUCCCGCUGGCGCUCCCGGCUUCCAGGGUCUGCCCGGCCCCGCUGGCCCCCCUGGCGAGGCUGGCAAGCCCGGCGAGCAGGGUGUCCCCGGAGACGCCGGCGCUCCCGGUCCCGCCGGUGCCAGAGGCGAGAGGGGCUUCCCCGGCGAACGCGGCGUCCAAGGUCCCCCYGGUCCCCAGGGUCCCCGCGGUGCUAAUGGUGCUCCCGGUAACGACGGUGCUAAGGGUGAUGCUGGUGCUCCUGGUGCUCCUGGAAACCAAGGGCCGCCCGGUCUGCAGGGAAUGCCCGGAGAACGCGGUGCUGCCGGCCUGCCAGGCGCCAAGGGUGACAGAGGCGAUCCCGGUCCCAAAGGUGCUGACGGUGCUCCCGGCAAAGACGGUCUCCGYGGUCUCACCGGUCCCAUCGGCCCCCCCGGCCCAGCUGGUGCUCCUGGUGACAAGGGUGAAGCUGGUCCCCCCGGCCCUGCUGGUCCCACCGGUGCCCGUGGUGCUCCCGGAGACCGCGGCGAGCCCGGCCCCCCUGGUCCUGCUGGAUUUGCUGGCCCUCCCGGCGCUGACGGCCAGCCUGGUGCUAAAGGCGAAACUGGYGACGCCGGAGCCAAGGGUGACGCGGGUCCCCCCGGCCCCGCUGGCCCCACUGGUGCUCCUGGCCCUGCCGGUGCUGUUGGUGCUCCCGGUCCCAAAGGUGCUCGUGGCAGCGCUGGACCCCCUGGUGCUACUGGCUUCCCUGGUGCUGCUGGAAGAGUCGGUCCCCCCGGCCCCUCGGGCAACAUCGGCCUCCCCGGCCCCCCCGGCCCCAGCGGCAAGGAAGGCGGCAAGGGACCCCGCGGUGAGACCGGCCCCGCUGGGCGCCCCGGCGAGCCGGGCCCCGCCGGCCCCCCCGGCCCCCCCGGCGAGAAGGGCUCUCCUGGCGCCGACGGUCCCAUCGGCGCUCCCGGCACUCCCGGGCCCCAAGGUAUCGCCGGCCAGCGCGGCGUCGUCGGCCUGCCCGGCCAGCGCGGCGAGCGCGGCUUYCCCGGCCUGCCCGGCCCGUCGGGCGAACCCGGCAAGCAAGGUCCCUCUGGCUCCCCCGGCGAGCGCGGUCCUCCCGGCCCCAUGGGCCCCCCUGGGCUCGCUGGCCCCCCUGGUGAAGCUGGACGCGAGGGUGCUCCUGGUGCCGAAGGUGCCCCGGGGCGCGACGGUGCUGCCGGUCCCAAGGGUGACCGUGGUGAGACCGGCCCUGCUGGCCCCCCUGGUGCUCCUGGUGCCCCCGGCGCCCCCGGCCCCGUUGGUCCUGCUGGCAAGAACGGAGACCGCGGUGAGACYGGCCCUGCUGGUCCCGCUGGCCCCCCUGGUCCUGCUGGUGCUCGCGGUCCUGCUGGCCCACAAGGUCCCCGCGGUGACAAAGGCGAAACUGGUGAACAAGGUGACAGAGGCAUGAAGGGUCACAGAGGCUUCUCCGGUCUCCAGGGUCCCCCCGGUCCUCCCGGACAACCCGGUGAACAAGGACCUUCUGGUGCUUCUGGUCCCGCCGGUCCCCGAGGUCCCCCCGGCUCCGCCGGCGCCGCCGGCAAGGACGGUCUCAACGGGCUCCCCGGCCCCAUCGGCCCGCCCGGUCCCCGCGGCCGCACCGGUGACGUCGGCCCCGUCGGUCCCCCGGGGCCUCCCGGCCCCCCAGGUCCUCCCGGUCCCCCCAGCGGCGGCUUCGACUUCAGCUUCCUGCCCCAGCCGCCCCAAGAGAAGGCGCACGACGGCGGGCGCUACUACCGCGCCGACGACGCCAACGUGAUGCGCGACCGCGACCUGGAGGUGGACACCACCCUCAAGAGCCUGAGCCAGCAGAUCGAGAACAUCCGCAGCCCCGAGGGCACCCGCAAGAACCCUGCGCGCACCUGCCGCGACCUCAAGAUGUGCCACGGCGACUGGAAGAGCGGCGAGUACUGGAUUGACCCCAACCAAGGCUGCAACCUGGACGCCAUCAAGGUCUUCUGCAACAUGGAGACGGGAGAGACCUGUGUCUACCCAACCCAGGCCACCAUCGCCCAGAAGAACUGGUACGUCAGCAAGAACCCCAAGGAGAAGAAGCACGUCUGGUUCGGCGAAACGAUGAGCGACGGCUUCCAGUUCGAAUACGGCGGCGAGGGCUCCAACCCGGCCGACGUGGCCAUCCAGCUGACCUUCCUGCGCCUGAUGUCCACCGAGGCGUCGCAGAACGUCACCUACCACUGCAAGAACAGCGUCGCCUACAUGGACCGCGACAGCGGCAACCUCAAGAAGGCCCUGCUGCUGCAGGGCUCCAACGAGAUCGAGAUCCGCGCCGAGGGCAACAGCCGCUUCACCUACGGCGUCACCGAGGACGGCUGCACGAGUCACACGGGAGCCUGGGGCAAGACAGUCAUCGAGUACAAGACGACAAAGACCUCUCGCCUGCCCAUCAUCGACGUGGCCCCCAUGGACGUUGGCGCUCCGGACCAGGAAUUCGGCAUCGACAUCGGCCCCGUCUGCUUCUUGUAAACCGGAAACCCCACGCGUACAGGAGAGAGUAAAUAAUAAUAAUAAAAAAAAAAAAAAAAGAAAAAAAACAUAAAAAAAACAGCCAAAAAAGGAGAAAAUUUCACAUAGACUUGAAUUUGUGUCGUUUUCUAUCCAGCGUCGCUCAAACUAUUUUCAUUUCCAUAAAAAACAAAAAAAAUCCUAAAAAAG